GCCCAGGAGCCCUGCCCACCCUCUGAGCCCAGGUCAGGUCCAGGGGCAGCCCAGGGGGAGGCGGUGAUGUCACAGCUGCAGUGCCCUUGGCAGAGUUCCGAUUUCCAGGCCGUUCUGUGCGGGUGACGGUGCCCAGGUUAUGACGACUAAUCCCAAACCGAACAAGGCAUUAAAGGUCAAGAAGGAGGCGGGCGAGAACGCCCCGGUGCUCAGCGACGAUGAGCUGGUGUCCAUGUCGGUGCGGGAGCUGAACCAGCACCUGCGGGGCCUGUCCAAGGAGGAGAUCGUGCAGCUGAAGCAGCGCCGGCGCACGCUCAAGAACCGCGGCUACGCCGCCAGCUGCCGCGUGAAGCGGGUGACGCAGAAGGAGGAGCUGGAGAAGCAGAAGGCGGAGCUGCAGCAGGAGGUGGAGAAGCUGGCCUCGGAGAACGCCAGCAUGAAGCUGGAGCUCGACGCGCUGCGCUCCAAG
Molecule: messenger RNA, 469 nt
Organism: Myotis brandtii (Brandt's bat)
Lineage: Eukaryota; Metazoa; Chordata; Mammalia; Chiroptera; Vespertilionidae
Gene: MAFK
Product: v-maf avian musculoaponeurotic fibrosarcoma oncogene homolog K
Exons: 3
Biological process (GO): regulation of transcription by RNA polymerase II
Cellular component (GO): nucleus
Molecular function (GO): DNA-binding transcription factor activity, RNA polymerase II-specific; RNA polymerase II cis-regulatory region sequence-specific DNA binding
Source: RefSeq, a predicted model, not a curated record